CCCAAGAAGUUUGCAGCUGGAGGAAAACCCAUAAAAGUAUGGAACCUAUGUAAGUGGAUUAGGUAUUGAAAACUGGUUCAGGAUGAGCGGAGAGGACAAGCCGAACCUGCUGCGAGUACUCAUUAAUUGUGCGGAGAAGGCGGCCAACAUUGCCAGGACAUGUCGCUCCAACGAGGAGCUCCUGGGUCUUCUGGUCCAAGAAAAAAGCGGGGCGGAGGCCAAUGAGCGAUUCGAGCACGACUUCAAGACCUUGGCAGAUGUCCUAAUCCAAGAGACAAUCAAGCAUGAAGUGGGUGCUUUGUUUCCCGACAUGAAGGACAACAUCCUGGGCGAGGAGUCGCCCAGUUUCACCAACAAACUUGGCGAAAGCGUUACUAUUGCCGUUGGAGAAACUGAGGAGGAAACCGCCCACUGCCUGGGCAGUGUACUCAGCGGACACGAUGGAGCGGCCGGGGCGUUGGCUGGUGAAGUCCACCGCGUGGUUAGCUUUGAGAACAAAAAGCUGGGAGAAGUUCCCGAACUGCCGGAGGAACUGGAUUACGCCAACCUAGGCAUCUGGAUCGAUCCCAUCGAUGCCACCGCUGAGUACAUUUCUGGAGACACCAUGUUUACCGAUUUUCCGGGCAUCACGUCCACAGGAUUGGACUGCGUCACCGUGCUGAUUGGUGUCUACGAACGGGAUACCGGAAUUCCUGUCAUUGGAGUUGUGGCCCAACCGUUUGGCGAGAAGGUGGAGGAGAACAUGUACAACUCUUCCAUGUUUUGGGGCGUCUGUCUUUCCACAUUGCAGGCCCACAACUGUGAGUUCGAGGCGCGUGACGAAGGUCGCCGGUUGGGAAUAUUUUCCAGUUCGGAGAACUCCGACAUCCUCCAAAGAUUUCUCGAACUGGGAUAUGAGUUCGCGUUCUCGGCUGGAGCUGGUCAUAAGGCUUUAAAAGUGAUUACUCACGAGGUGGAUGUUUAUCUGCUAAGCAAGGGAUCCACAUUUAUGUGGGACACAUGCGCUCCUCAGGCGAUUCUACGGGCUCUUGGCGGUGACAUCCUUGAUUUUAAGGCCAGUGUUGCGGAGCAGAAGGCCACCUCGUUGACAUAUUUAUCGGAGGAGGCCGAAUCCAACACAGAUUGGAAACGAAAUGCAGGUGGCAUCAUCGCUGUUCGCGAUGUAAGCGUCGUGGAGGAACUCAUCGCCAAGCUGGCGGAGCAAUAAAUGUUGCUGUCUAGUCUCAUAGCUGUUGUAAUUAAUUUUAUAUAUCUAUUAAUGUUGGAGAGAAUAAGAGCGCCUGGAUAGACAUGUUAAGAGUACAAAAGAUGUUCUUCCAGAAUUUAGGGCAAAACAAUUUAUUUCUCUCUGACGCGUCAAAUA
Molecule: messenger RNA, 1363 nt
Organism: Drosophila bipectinata
Lineage: Eukaryota; Metazoa; Arthropoda; Insecta; Diptera; Drosophilidae
Gene: Ipp
Product: inositol polyphosphate 1-phosphatase
Biological process (GO): phosphatidylinositol phosphate biosynthetic process
Molecular function (GO): inositol-1,4-bisphosphate 1-phosphatase activity
Source: RefSeq, a predicted model, not a curated record